AUGACUCCCAUUAUGAGGACCGGUGAAAUUCCAUUGUUUUUGGCCACCUGGUCAGGCAUCCAAGAGAUUGUCAAAGAAAUAUUUGCUGUGCACCCGCAAGCAUUUGAGCACAUUAAUUGCAAAGGGAAGAAUAUAUUGCAUUUUGCAAUUAAGCACCGCCAAAUAAAGAUUUUCAACCUGGUGGUGAAUAAUGAAUUCAUAGCAAGGAACCUUGUAAGAAAGCUAGAUGAUGAGGGGAAUUCCAUACUUCAUAUGGUUGGGAAAAAAAGAGCAGAUUAUGUUCCUGAAAAGAUACAAAGCCCUGCACUUCAAUUGCAAAAGGAGUUGAUAUUGUUUGAGAGGGUGAAGGAAGUCUCUGCAGACUAUUUCACUAAGCACCUCAACGAACAGAAGCACACUCCUGAGGAAUUAUUUGCUGAAACAAACACUAAACUUCGUAAGAGCGCCACGGAUUGGCUAAAGCGCACCUCAGAAAACUGCACAGUUGUUGCUGUUCUCAUUGCCACUGUUGCAUUUGCUGCAGCCUACACCAUACCAGGAGGGCCUAAUCAAAACACGGGUUUCCCACUCCUUCUCUACCAACCUUUCUUUAUGAUUUUCACCCUGUCUGAUUCACUUACACUUACUUUUGCUUUGACCUCCGUGGUUACAUUCCUCUCAAUUCUCACCUCCUCGUUUCGAUUUCGAGACUUCAAGAACUCUCUUAUUCAAAAGCUGAUGCUGGGCUUCACAUUCUUAAUCCUCUCAGUGUCAAUGAUGAUGGUGGCAUUUGCUGCAACAAUAGUCCUCAUGAUACAUAAUAAGGAAAGGUGGACAAAAAUUGUGCUGUACUCAGUCGCAUUCCUCCCAGUUACGGUCUUUGUUAUCUCAUAUUCACCACUAUAUUUAUCACUCUUGGAAGCAUGCAAAUAUCCGCUGAAGCUUAUAGUAAAGGCUUGCCCUAGGUGCAAUUAUGUUCGUCUCAAACCUUUGAUCACCGCCUUGGCAAAAUGGGCCGUGAAAGAGUACGACCUUCUUACUGGAAAUAACCUGAAAUCUGAGUGGGUGGUUUACGCAUGGGUCAUAGGCAUACCAGAACUAGACGAAAAGAUUUGGAUAAUCAGUCUUGCAGCCACGGACUCCUGCACGUCGAACUCCUACCAGGCAUAUGUUCGGCAGGAGCUUCCGAAUUCCACGACUCAUAACCAGCUCGUGCACUUUCGAAAGGAUCCUUUCAUUGCAGGCGCUUGA
This is a messenger RNA of Vitis vinifera (wine grape), 1230 nucleotides long. Its product is annotated as ankyrin repeat-containing protein ITN1-like. The record is from RefSeq and is a predicted model, not a curated record. NCBI's taxonomy places the organism in Eukaryota, Viridiplantae, Streptophyta, Magnoliopsida, Vitales, Vitaceae. Bases 1 to 1230 code for a protein of 409 amino acids. The transcript is spliced from 3 exons.